Molecule: messenger RNA, 1032 nt
Organism: Arthroderma uncinatum
Lineage: Eukaryota; Fungi; Ascomycota; Eurotiomycetes; Onygenales; Arthrodermataceae
Exons: 2
Coding region: 1-1032 (343 amino acids)
Source: RefSeq, a predicted model, not a curated record
AUGGCUGCGACCGGCCGAGCGAUUCGCCUGGUGAAUUUUGGCAUCAGGCUGCUUCAGCUUUUCGCCUCUGUCAUCAUCUUCGCAAUCUUUAGUUACUUCCUAGCAAUCCGCGCAGCCCCUAACACGAAUAGGUAUGGUGAAUGGCAUAAGGCGGUUACCGGGAUUUCCGGCGCCGCAACAUUUUACACCCUUCUUGCCUCGGGCUUCACCCUCAGCAUCGGAGGAGUUCCAUUCUUCUCCUUUCUCGCGGUUAUGCUUGACCUGUGCUUUGCCAUCGGCUUCCUAGCCAUCUGUAUCAUGACUCGGCACGGGGUACAGAGCUGCUCAGGCCGAGUGGAAACGCCAAUAGGAGACGGCUAUACCACCGUGCCAGGCGAAGCCCAUGGUGAAAGAUACCCUCCUAGGCGCGACGACCCUCAUACUUACAUGCCGGACCUAGCUACUGCUUGCAGAUUAGAGAAAGUCGUCUUUAUCGUAUCCAUCAUCGGAGUUUUCCUCUUCCUCUUAGCUAUCCCUGCCCAGAGGAAAUAUACAAAGUACCACCAGCAUACAAAGAACAUCACCGGCAAUGUCCCGGCAAAGCGCACUUCAACCAGAUUUGGCAACCGUCUUUGGCCGUCGCGGACGUCCCAGGCACCAACAAAAGGCCUGACUGGAAUCGAAUACAGCAAAGGUAAUACUUCUACUGGGGUUAUUCCUCUGGAGAAUAGACGGGAUAUAGACAAGGCUCCUGGUUACACCAGCAUAUCCCAGCCGCUCACGACGAAUAGCAAUGUCAAUGCAUACCCGGAACACAACUAUCUACAGCCCGGCGGCCAAGGAAGGGGUAAUAACCUGGCAGGAUUUAACCCAAGUUACGAAUAUGGGAAAAGGGCGUACACUGUCGGCAGUCCUCAACCACCACUUUCCCCCACCUCUACCGAGAACACAAAUCCUUGGAGAUCGGAUUAUGCAGAGUACGCCUAUGGCCAAAGUGGUACAGAAUCUUACGAAUACGCUCAUGGCUAUGGCAAUACCUUGUAUAAAAAGUGA